AUGUCCGCGCGGAAGACACAGAAGGACAAGGAGGCCGUGAAGCCAAAGAAGGAGAAGGCGGUGUUUGACCUGCCGGGACAGCUGAGAGAGCCGCCAGAGGAGAAUGAGCCUCUGCGCAUUUUCUAUGAGAGCCUUUACAACCAGCGUCCAGACAGCGAGAUGGCGCAAAUAUGGAUGAUGGAGCACGGAUUGUUGGAUGAGGAUGAAGCGAGGCGAGUGCUGGUUAUCAAGCAAAAACGAGGAAGCGGCCGAUCAGCAGCAGCCACCCCUGCAUCUGCCAGAGCAGCCACUGCUGUCCGAGCCUCUUCGGCUGCUGCUUCGGCAGCUGCCUCCCGAGCCUCGGCCACUGCGCCCGGCAGCCGAUCUGGUUCGGCGGCAGGAGGCAAGGCUUCAGGUUCUGCGGCGAAAGUAGAACCGAGUGGGGGAGGGAGGAGUGUUGGGCCGAGCAGCAAUGGGACUGCGAGAGCGGGAGCUAAGGCCCCGACGUCUGGCGGGCGCAAGGCAGCAGUGAAGUCAUAUAAAGAUGAAAGCGAAUCGGAAGAGGAAGUCAUUCCUUUGAAAAAAUUGCGGCGAUAA
Molecule: messenger RNA, 576 nt
Organism: Closterium sp. Yama58-4
Lineage: Eukaryota; Viridiplantae; Streptophyta; Zygnematophyceae; Desmidiales; Closteriaceae
Source: the annotation of a GenBank genome assembly